This is a messenger RNA of Ylistrum balloti, 1161 nucleotides long. RefSeq lists its product as uncharacterized. Gene Ontology annotation, molecular function: protein binding. Lineage: Eukaryota; Metazoa; Mollusca; Bivalvia; Pectinida; Pectinidae. The record is from RefSeq and is a predicted model, not a curated record. The coding region runs from base 1 to 1161 and encodes 386 amino acids. The transcript is spliced from 9 exons.
AUGGACACAACAAAUGCGCACAAAUCAAUUAAUACUGAAAACAGAAGCAUAACUGAUAUGAGCAAGUCAGAGUUGGAAAUGUAUCGCCACGGACCAGAGACAGAGUUGUCCGCCCUUGUUUGUCAUGCUUCAGAGGCUGGAGAUUUUACAGCUCUAAGGGAUUACUUACAGAUACUGUCGGAUACAGAACCUGAAAAGAUAAAUGAGACUGACAAAGCAGGAAUGACAGCUCUACAUUUUGCUGUUUCUUGCCAAAACUUGCAUGCAGUGAGUAUGUUGAUACGUUAUGGAGCAAAUGUAGGUGCACAAGAUGUACUUGGCUUUACUCCACUCUUUCUAGCCACUGGCCGGUACCCAAAUUUGGAGGUGGCCAGGUACCUAUUAAUGGAAGGAAAAUCUGAUGUUAAUGUGAAAACCCACAGUGGAGCCACACCACUCCAUGGUGCAUCUCUCCAGGGAAAUAUUGAUUGUUUAAAGCUGCUGCUGGAAUGGAAUGGAGACCCACGGAUAGAAGAUGAAGACGGAACUACUCCGUUUGAGCUGGCAAAAGAUGACAAGACCAAAGCGGUCCUUCACGAUGCCAUUAUUGUAUUUGAUGCCAAGAGAGACACAGUAGAUGCAAUAUGUGCAUGGUGUAAACAGAUUCCCAAGGCUGGACUGAAGAGAUGUGGUCGGUGUCAUGUGACCAUGUAUUGUCAACGAGAUUGUCAAGUGAAGCACUGGAAGGAAGGAGGGCAUCGGAUAGCUUGCUCAGGUUUUGUCGUGGCUCGGCCCUUUCAUGCUAAUGAGAGGAAGGGACAAGGUAUUCAGACUUCCUUCUACCGCGUAAUGGGCUCCACGAAACCUAAUGUCAAAGUCUUCAUGCGCAAUGCCAGUGAAGCCCCUCAGAAAAUGGAAUUCCUCAGAAACAAAAGAUUUGUUGUCAAAGUACAGGUUCCAAUUGGUAACCUACCGUGUGGAGAAAUGAUGGUGUAUAAUGCUGACCGAACUGUGGAAGGUUUCGUCUACACUAAAGAGAAAGGAUAUGAAAUUCUUGCUAACAGGAUCCGGACAGAAGGUUUUAUGGGUGUGAAAGCUUUCUUCUGGGCAGAGCUAACAGGUGACAGUGAUGGUUCCUUCAGAAUAUUUCACGGUCGAUGUGCACCGUACCAACAAUGGUAG